AAAUGUAUUGACAACAUUACUUGAUCCACUCUGUAAAGUUACCCACCGGCGAGGAACAAGGUUGGUCAGGGUCCUUUUCCUCGGUAUGAAGGUUGAAUUUGAAGCUUGGUUGGGUCACCAUAUUUAAUUCUGGUCACCAAGCUGAGAUAGUCCACAGAGAGAGAGAGAGAGAGAGAGAGAGAGAGGUACUUAUCCUAAACGUGUUGUUAUGUAUGUGCUGUUUUUGAGUGAUUUAUAAGCGGAUACCGUGUGUGAAUGUAGCCAUCUUUCACCAUGAAUGAAAUGGUGGAACUAGGAAAGAGUUUAGCAGAGGUCAGAGAAACUUUCAGGGGUGGCAGAACCAGAGGGGUUGCAUGGAGGAAGACCCAACUCAGAGCUAUCAUCAAAUUUCUCACCGACAAUGAAGAUCAGAUUUUCAAGGCACUUGAACAAGAUCUUGGGAAGCACCCUGUGGAAGCCUACCGUGAUGAGGUUGGUGUAGUGAAGAAAUCGGCCAACCUUGCUUUGAACUGUGUAGAGAAAUGGAUGGCCCCCAAAAAGGGGCAUAUACCAUUACUUUUCUUCCCAUCUAAAGGAGAAGUGUUGCCAGAACCAUUCGGCGUGGUACUCAUAUUUGCAUCUUGGAACUUCCCAAUCUCACUGUCAUUGGACCCAUUGAUUGGAGCAAUAUCAGCUGGAAACACAGUGGUCCUAAAACCUUCCGAGCUAGCCCCAGCAUGCUCUUCUUUUCUUGCUAGUGCGCUCCCAUCUUACUUGGACCCCAAAGCCAUUAAAGUAAUUGAAGGUGGUACGGACAUAGCCGAACAACUACUGCAGGAAAAAUGGGACAAGAUAUUCUUUACGGGGAGUCCACAAGUGGGGCGCAUCGUCAUGUCUGCAGCUGCCAGGCAUUUAACACCCGUUACUUUAGAGCUUGGGGGAAAGUGCCCCACCAUUCUCGACUCUCUUUCUGGCUCCUCAGAUAUGGAGGUGGCUGUCAAAAGAAUAGCUGGUGCAAAGUGGGGGGCAUGUAGUGGACAAGCAUGCAUAGCAACUGAUUAUGUUCUUGUGGAAAGGAAAAAUGCUUAUAUUCUGGUUGAUCUAUUGAAGAAAAUUAUCCAAAGAUUUUAUGGUGAAAACUUGAAAAACUUGAAGAACCUAAGUAAAAUUGUCAGCAAGCAUCACUUUGAUAGGGUGCGGAAACUUCUUGAAGAUCCCAUUGUUGCAGCUUCCAUUGUUCAUGGGGGUUCAGUAGAUGAAGAGAAUUUGACCAUUGAGCCAACAAUCUUGUUGGAUCCUCCACUUGAUGCUGAGAUCAUGACUGAAGAGAUAUUUGGCCCAUUGCUUCCAAUCAUUAGUUUGGAUAACAUUCAAGAAAGCAUUGAGGUUAUCAACUCGAGACCAAAACCUUUGGCCAUUUAUGCGUUCACCAAAAAUGAAGCAUUCAAGAAACAGAUCUUAACACAAACGUCAUCAGGAAGCGUGACUUUCAACGACGUGAUGGUUCAUUUUGUAUGUGACACAUUACCAUUUGGAGGUGUCGGUCAGAGUGGUUUUGGAAGGUACCAUGGCAAGUACUCUUUUGAUGCUUUCAGUAAUGAAAAGGCAAUUCUACAAAGGAGCUUCUUAAUUGAACUGGAGGCCAGGUAUCCACCUUGGAAUGAUUUUAAGAUGCAAUUCCUGAGAUUGGCUUAUAGCUUUAAUUACAUUGGGCUGGUGCUACUCUACUUGGGGUUGAAGAGAACAUCUAGAUAAAGCCGGAACUGUCCAUAUCCGGUUCUUCCUUCGAAACCAUAACCUUAUAUAGUAUGAAGCACUAUGCGCCUAUCUUCAGGGUUCAAAAUAAAGGGUAAUCCAGAAUACUAUGUGGCAUGACGCAGUUAACAAUGCUCCUUGGAAAAUCUAAACAAUAAUGGUUUAUUGCUAUUAUUUCCUGUUCUCUGUUGUGCGUAUUAAGACAAACACUGAGGUAUUGAGCUAUAAAGGUUCGUGUUCAUGUUUGAUCGUGUUACACUGGUUGUCAGUUUUCUAACACAGUCCUUCUUUUAUCUAGACUUUAGACUGGCUGUGCACAAAAGUAUACAUGCGGAGUUUAUUGAGCUUUAAAAGUCAUGGACCCGGUCUUUCAGGCUGUGGAAUUGUGGAGCCCAACCCCACCUGCGCACUUUGACGCUGAGAGGCUGUUUGGUAAAAGGGUAUAGGGCCUUGGUAAGGUGAGGUUGGAGAAAAUUGUUCAAAGAAUUCUCAAAUUUUAUGUUUAGAUUGAAAAUUCAAUCUUAGGUUCUGAACCUGGUUCGUAGUUGACUUGAAUAUUAAACUCAUGAUCAUGAGUUUUGU
Ilex paraguariensis (yerba mate) is the source of this 2316-nucleotide messenger RNA. Lineage: Eukaryota; Viridiplantae; Streptophyta; Magnoliopsida; Aquifoliales; Aquifoliaceae. The record is from the annotation of a GenBank genome assembly.